UAGUCAUAUCAUUACUGCUAUUUAAUAUUGCUUAUAUUAUAUUAUUUAUUUAGUUAUUUGUUUGAUUAUUUGGGUUAGUUAACCCAGCAUUUCUGCUUACUCUUGUCUACUUACUCUCACCUCAUUCUAAACACAUAUGACGUCCUUUCUUCAGUUAACAUGAAAUGAAAACUGAGAAAGUGUAUUUUACAUACAAUGACACUGAACUAUUUCUUUAAAUUUGGAAUACACAACUGUCCAUUAGGUGGGGCUACGAUUCUAUUGCCAUAAAUAAACAGACGGUGAGAUCUUAAUUUUUUCAUAUAGACUUUUGCCAACAAAUUGUGUUGCAACUGCGGAUAAAUUAUUAAACUGCUGAAUUGCUUGGACUGUAAAGGCCAAACUGUUUUUUUGAUUGUUUGUUUUUUUCAGCGACAAAACGUCAGCAUAGACAUAAAAUCUAGAUUGGGUCAACUGUAUGUCAAGUUUAAGUUUCAAGUAAUGUAGCUAUUUUUAAUCCUACACUGGUUACUGAAGGAGAGGAAGGCGAUUAUUGGCAUAAAUGGGCGGGGUAAAUUAGCUGCAUGUGCGUUCACUGCACGUUUUCCCUGUCAUUGGGACUGUUGUGGCGGUCAGGAUGAUGAAGCUCUGGCACAUCCGCUUCGAGGAUCAUCCCCAUGCCUAAUCUGCAGCUCACAAGACUUGUCUGUGUAAGGGCAUUAAGACGAGGUUGAAACAUCUGACCAUUCUCCUUGCUGAUGCAGUAUAUAAUAAUUUAGUAUCUGAUCUACUGUAUGCAUCUACCUCUAUUGUAAUAACAUUAGUAUCUUCAGAACUCAAAUGAAAUAACUAAAUAUAUUAAAUGAAACAUUAAGCUAUUUCCCACUGUGAAUGCAGGACCCAGUGGACCUGUGAUUAUAAUGAUUAUUCAGUACUUAUGAUGUUCCUUCAUAUAGUCACAUAGUCAAAUAAAUGCAAGCAUAUAGUUAGAGAUGCUGCAGUUAAGCACAGUUACAGACUGUCUGCUGAUCAGUAAUGCCCGGUCAGCCUGUAGCAAUGAACUUAUCCAGAAGGAGGAGGUCACUCUUUGUAUUAAUGUUUCCAAGCAGCAACCCUUUCCCUCUAUGCGGGUAAGCACUUUGCGUGUACCUGUAUAUGAUGACCCUCAAGAAGACCUCUACAAGUAUUUUGACCGCUGUGCUGAUGCCAUAGCCAGUGAGGCAGAACGGGGAGGCCGCACUGUUGUGUACUGCAAGAAUGGACGCAGUCGCUCAGCUACUGUCUGUGUGGCCUAUUUAAUGAAGCACCAGGGUCUCACCUUGACAGAUGCCUUCCAGGUAGUAAAAAGUGCCCGAUCAGUAGUUGAGCCUAACCCUGGAUUCUGGACUCAGCUGGAGCAAUAUGAACAGGAGCUGAAGAUCAGGAGGUUGGCCAGCCACAGAUCUAACCUCUCUCCACUUUAACUUCAUACCAACAUUUUCUGAUAUGACAUUCUCAAUCUUCAGGGCAUUAUUAAAGCUAAGGCUUCAGCCAUGUUGCUCUUCAAGCUUGCUGCAAAUAAUGAAUACCUUUAUAAUAACAAUAAUAACGAUAUGUGCCUUAAAUGAUUAUAAAGUGUGAUAAUACUAUUAUAUUUUAAAAUAAAAAGGGAGUAUUAAAUAAAAAUUAAAUUAUUUUAUAGUAAACUUAAAAAUAAAAUGCGCGCACACACAAACACAGUUAGAAAGAAAUCUUAUACAGUACAGUUUGUCGAUCUAAACAUAUUUAUAUUUACCAUUUAUAUAAAUAUUAUUUAUAUUUACCAUUUAGCCUACAUAUGUGUUUACAAAUUAUAGGUUAAAUAAGAAAUAUAAUCAUGAUAGGCCUAUAUGUAGAAAUGUAAUCAUCAUAAUGUACCACCCUACAUUUUGACUGAUUUUAGGUUAUUAAAGCAGGAUUAGGGCUCCCAAGAAAGCCUUUUUCUACUAAACUUAAAAAAAAAAAUUUUUUUCAGAGGCAUCCCUCUAACAAACCUAGAAGACCUCCAAAUUGCUAGAAGCAUCACAAUUAUACAUUACCCUCCUAAAUAAUUAUCUCAGUAGGAUUUAAUUUAAUUUAGGCUGCAUGAAAAGAAAAGAUCAAUACUUAAAUAUUUUAUAUAAAUGCAGCACAAAAAAAACAAAGCAGUUCUUCCACUUUACCCUUCCACAGAGAGGGUAUUCAUCAAAGUGCAGUUGUAUGCUGUUGCAUAAAAGAGUCCAUUUAAAAUUUUGUUUAUAUCUCUUUAUUUCCUUGUUCUAUAAAGUAUUCCUUUACUCAGUAUAAUAUUGUUUUGAAAGUGAAUUAUGCUAGAUCUGUAAUUAUCCAUUCUCAGGAAUGGCAUGUUUUCUGAUGCAGUUUUAUGCUUUGCUGUAUUUCGCCACUGUCAGGUUAAAAACUAAUAUAAAUACAUAAAGGUCAUCCCAAAAUUUCUUAAAUCGUUUAACAAAUCUAAGAUGUCUUUGUUGAAUGCUGUACAUUGUAUUGUAGAACUGUAUUUUAGCAUGUCUUAAAUAACAUUAUAUGUUAAGUCCUGUCUUGCAGUAUUUUUUAUUCUUUCGUGUU
Messenger RNA from Onychostoma macrolepis, 2562 nucleotides. RefSeq names its product dual specificity phosphatase 28 (gene dusp28). Gene Ontology annotation, molecular function: MAP kinase tyrosine/serine/threonine phosphatase activity. NCBI's taxonomy places the organism in Eukaryota, Metazoa, Chordata, Actinopteri, Cypriniformes, Cyprinidae. The record is from RefSeq and is a predicted model, not a curated record. Gene Ontology annotation, biological process: protein dephosphorylation. Gene Ontology annotation, cellular component: cytoplasm. The transcript is spliced from 3 exons. The coding region runs from base 972 to 1442 and encodes 156 amino acids.